This is a messenger RNA of Setaria italica (foxtail millet), 3540 nucleotides long. Its product is annotated as MDIS1-interacting receptor like kinase 2. The transcript has 2 exons. Gene Ontology annotation, biological process: hormone-mediated signaling pathway; protein phosphorylation. The record is from RefSeq and is a predicted model, not a curated record. Bases 159 to 3425 code for a protein of 1088 amino acids. Gene Ontology annotation, cellular component: plasma membrane. Gene Ontology annotation, molecular function: ATP binding; protein kinase activity; protein binding. NCBI's taxonomy places the organism in Eukaryota, Viridiplantae, Streptophyta, Magnoliopsida, Poales, Poaceae.
UGAUCACAAGCACUAGCCGCCAUGGCCGCGGCUGCCCUCCGAACGGAGCGCGCACAAUUCCAGCAGCGACUCCUGCUCGGUGUCGGCUCCGCAAGUUAGCGCUGAUCACCCCCAGUUCGCCGCAUUUCGGCAUCCGCACAGAUUCUGCCGAGGAAUUCAUGGCGCGCCACGGAGCAGGAACAUCUGUGCGCCGUCGCUGUAUAGUAGUUUGUCGAGCCGUCAUGUCAUGGCGGCGCGCGCUCCUGCUGUUCCUGCUCGCCUCGCCGUUCUUCCUGUGCGAUGCGGACUCGGCGCAGGGCGAGGCCGAGGCGCUCGCGAGGUGGAAGGACAGCCUCGCCCCCGCGGCGGCCGCCGCGCUCGCCUCCUGGUCGCUGCUGAACGGCUCCGCGGUGGCCGCCGCGCCGCCGGCGCCGUGCUCGUGGCGCGGCGUGUCGUGCGACCCCCUCGGCCGCGUCGUGGGGGUCGACGUGGCCGGCGCGGGCCUCGCCGGCACGCUCGGCGCCCUGGACCUGUCGUCCCUGCCCAGCCUCGCCAGCCUCAACCUCAGCUCCAACGCGCUGACGGGGCCGGUCUUCCCGUCGAACAUCUCCGCGCCGCUGCUCAGCUUCAGGUCCGUCGACCUGGCGAACAACAACUUGUCGGGUCCGAUCCCGGCGACGCUGCCGGCGUACAUGCCGAACCUCGAGCACCUCAACCUCUCGUCCAACCAGUUCGCCGGCGGAAUACCGGCGACCCUCGUGAAGCUGACCAAGCUUAAGAGUCUUGUCCUCGGCUCUAACAACCUCGUCGGCGGCAUACCGGCGGUGCUUGGAAACGUCACCGGGCUACGAGAGCUCGAGCUGUCCAACAACCCGUUGGGCGGCACGAUCCCCGCUGCUCUCGGCAAGCUCCUGUCCCUGGAGCACCUCAACGUCAGCCUCACUCAGCUGGAGUCAACGAUUCCAACCGAGCUCAGCCUCUGCACCAACCUCACCGUCGUCGGCCUCGCGGCGAACAAGCUCUCCGGCGGGCUGCCGCCGUCGCUGGCCAAGCUGACAAAAGUACGGGAGUUCAACGUCUCCAAGAACAUGCUCACCGGCGAGGUACUGCCGGACUACUUCACGUCGUGGACCGAUCUCAGGGUGUUCCAGGCGAACGGCAACCGUUUCACCGGCGGGAUUCCACCGGAGGUUGCGACGGCAUCGAAGAUGGAGUUCCUCUCCUUGGCGACCAACAACCUCUCCGGCACGAUCCCGCCGGUCAUCGGGAAGCUGACGAGCCUCGAGGUGCUGGACCUCUCCGAGAAUGAGUUUUCCGGCGCGAUCCCCCGGGCGAUCGGCAACCUCACGAGCCUCAGGGUACUGAGGCUGUACGACAACAAGCUCACCGGCCGGUUUCCGGACGAGUUCGGGAACAUGACGGCGCUGCAGAGGCUGUCGAUAAACACCAACAUGCUGGAGGGCGAGCUGCCGGCGGGGCUCACCCGGCUGCCGAACCUCCUCGGCAUCGUUGCCUUCGAUAACCUGCUCUCCGGCGCCAUCCCGCCGGAUUUCGGCCGGAAUCUGUCCAUCUUCAGCAUGUCGAACAACAAGUUCUCCGGCAGGCUGCCCCCGGGGCUGUGCAGCACGCCGCGCCUCCAGUACCUCUCCCUCGACGACAACGACAUCUCCGGCGUCGUGCCCGCUUGCUACCGCAACUUUACCAGGCUGGUGCGGUUCCGGAUGGCGCGGAACCGGUUGUCCGGCGACGUGUCGGAGAUCUUGGGAUCGCAUCCUGACCUGUACUACGUUGACAUGUCCGGGAACUCGUUCGAUGGCGAGCUCCCGGAGCACUGGUCUCAGUUCAAGAGCCUCUCGUACCUGCACUUGGACGGUAACAGGAUCACCGGGACAAUUCCGGAUAGCUACAGUUCCAUGGCUGCAUUGGAAGACUUGAGCCUCGCAUCGAAUCGUCUAGCCGGCAUGAUACCGCCGGAGCUCGGUGGAUUGCCGUUGCUCAAGCUGGAUUUGAGUCACAACAUGCUGUCGGGACAGAUCCCUCUGGCACUCGGGAACGCCACUCGGAUGCUACGGCUGGACCUGUCCGGCAAUCGUCUCGACGGUGGCGUGCCGGUGGAGCUGACCAAACUUGCCCACAUGUGGCACCUGAACCUGAGCAGCAACAACCUGACCGGGAGAGUCCCGGCUCUGCUCGGAAAGAUGGCCUCGCUGCAGGAGCUGGAUCUUAGCGGCAACCCGGGCCUGUGCGGCGACAUCGCCGGCCUGAAUCCCUGUCGCCUGGAGCCCAUCAGAGGCUCCUCCAAACGCCACAUCGCGAGGCGGCGGUUUAUCAUCGCCGCCACCGCGGUCUCCGCCGCGGCGCUAAUGACCUCUGUUAUGGCCGUGGCGGUGUGCGCUCUGGCCCGCAGGAGGAGGAGGAGGCGGGCUGGUAAGGACAGCACGGACACGGCGGCGAGCGGCGGCACGGCGGCUCCGACGGCCUCCGUCUGGGGCAAGGACGCGGAAUUCUCGUUCGGCGACAUCCUGGCGGCGACGGAGCACUUCAAUGAGUCCUACUGCAUCGGCAGGGGCAGCUUCGGGAGCGUGUACCGCGCCGACCUGCCCGGCGGCCACAGCCUCGCCGUGAAGCGCCUGGACGCGUCGGAGACCGGCGACGCGUGCUGGGGCACCAGCGAGAAGAGCUUCGAGAACGAGGUCCGGGCGCUGACCCGCGUCCGGCACCGGAACAUCGUGAGGCUGCACGGGUUCUGCGCCGUGGGCGGGCACAUGUACCUGGCGUACGAGCUCGUGGAGCGGGGCAGCCUCGGGAAGGUGCUGCACGGCGCCGGGCGGAGCUGCGAGCGGUUCGGCUGGGCGGCGCGGGCGCGCGCGAUCGGCGGGCUCGCGCACGCGCUGGCCUACCUCCACCACGACUGCUCGCCGCCGGUGGUCCACCGCGACGUGACCGUCAACAACGUGCUGCUGGACACGGACUUCGAGCCCCGGGUGUCGGACUUCGGCACGGCGAGGUUCCUCGCCCCCGGCCGCUCCGACUGCACCAGCGUCGCCGGCUCCUACGGCUACAUGGCGCCAGAGCUGGCGUACUUGAGGGUGACGACCAAGUGCGACGUGUACAGCUUCGGGGUGGUGGCGCUGGAGAUCCUGAUGGGCAAGUACCCGGGCGGACUCAUCAGCUCGCUGCACUCGAGGCUGCCCGAGGAGCAGCAGGCCGGCGGGUCGCUGCUGCUCAAGGACGCCGUCGACCAGAGGCUGGACCCGCCCGGGGGGCAGGUUGCCGGGCGGGUGGUGUUCGCGUUCGUGGUGGCGCUGUCCUGCGUCCGGGAGGACCCGGACGCCCGGCCGACCAUGCGGAACGUCGCGCAGGAGCUCUCGGCGCGGAGGCUGCCGGUGCUGGACAGGCCCUUCGCCGCGAUCAGGGUCGCCGACCUGACUGGUUCACGCGGAUAGCGCGCUGCAGGAUUUGUACAGAAGCAGAAUUGUUUGCAAGGACCUCGAGGCUCGGAUUAACUUGGAUUGUUCAGUGAGUGAUUGCAAGUGAAGUGGCGGAUUGAAACUUCGAAGU